GCCAGGGGAAGUCCUGUGUGGCUGGAACAUAGCGUGUGUGUGUUGUGGGGGGGUCAACAAGAACAAUAAGAAUUAUUCCCUCGACUUCCUGAGAGUGUGCCCCUCCCCCUGACUGCACCUUCCAUCUUUCUAGAAUCUCAGUGCCGGGAAGCUGGAUCCUGGAUCCCCUGAGAGGAGUGAAGAUGCUGAGGAACCAUGGUAUGCAUCUUGCCAGCGUGGUCAGUUCCUGCUCCCUCCUACUGCUGUUGGGGGCCCUGCCUGGAUGGGCGGCCAGCGAUGACCCCCUUGAGAAGGUCAUUGAAGGGAUCAACAGGGGGCUGAGCAAUGCAGAGAGAGAGGUGGGCAAGGCCCUGGAAGGCAUCAAUAACGGAAUCACUCAAGCUGGAAGGGAAGUGGAAAAAGUUUUUAAUGGACUGAGCAGCAUGGGGAACCAGGCCGGCAAGGAGCUGGAAAAGGGGCUCAACCACGGCUUGGACAAGGUAUCCCAUGGGAUCAACAGUGGCGCCGGACAAGCAGGAAAGGAAGCAGAGAAGCUAAUCCAUGGGGUCAACAACGCUGCUGGACAGGUUGGGAAGGAGGCAGACAAAGUGAUUCAGGGGGCCCAUCAUGGGAUCAACCAGGCGGGAAGUGAGGCAGGGAGGUUUGGCCAGGGGAUCCACCAUGCUGCUGGGCAGGCUGGGAGUGAAGCAGGAAGGUUUGGCCAGGGGAUCCACCAUGCUGCUGGGCAGGCUGGGAGUGAGGCAGGGAGGUUUGGCCAGGGGAUCCACCAUGCUGCUGGGCAGGCUGGGAACGAGGCAGGGAGGUUUGGCCAGGGGAUCCACCAUGGGAUUGAUGAGGCCUGGAAGGAGGCUGAGAAGUUUGGUCAUGGGAUCCACCAUGCUGCAGGGCAGGCAGGGAACGAGGCAGAGAAGUUUGGCCACGGGGUUCAUCAUGGGAUUAAUGAGGCCUGGAAGGAGGCUGAGAAGUUUGGUGAGGGGGUCCACCAUGCUGCUGGGCAGGCUGGGAAAGAUGGAGGAAAAAUAGUCCAAGGGGUCCAUCAUGGAGUUAACCAGGCUGGGAAGGAUGUGGAGCGGCUUGGCCAGGAUGUUUAUUAUGCCUCAGGACAGGCUGGAAAAGAGGGAGACAAAAUAGUCCAAGGUGUCCAUCCUGGGGUCAACCAGGCUGGGAAGGAGGCAGAGCAGUUUGGCCAAGGGGUCCACCAUGGGGUUAAUGAGGCCUGGAAGGAGGCUGAGAAGUUUGGUCAGGGGGUCCACCAUGCUGCAGGGCAGGCUGGGAAGGAGGGGGACAGAGUGAUCCCAGGGGUCCACAAUGGAGUCAACCAGGCUGGGAAGCCUGUGGAGCAUUUUGGCCAGGGAGUUCACCAUGCCGUUGAACAGGCCGGAAAGGAGGCAGACAAAGUAGUCCAAGGGAUCCACGAUGGGGUCAACCAGGCCGGGAAGGAGGCAGAGAAAUUUGGCCAAGGGGUCAACCACGCUGCUGGCCAGGCUGGAAAGGAAGCGGAGAAACUUGGCCAAGGUGUCCACCAUGCUGCUGGCCAGGCCGGGAAGGAGGUGGACAGGUUGCAGCAGAAUGUUCAUUAUGGGGUCAACCAGGACGGCAAGGAGGCCAACCAGCUGCUGAAUGGCGGUCGCCCAGGCGUAUCCACCGGCCAUCACGGAGGGGGCGCAACCACUACCUUAACAUCUGGAGCUUCGGUCAACAAGCCCUUCAUCAGCUUUCCAGCUCUGUGGAGGAGCAUCACCAACAUCAUUCCUUAAACUGAUGCACUGGCCUUGCUGAGCAGACUGGCUUUCUGGUUGUCAUAUCAGCUGAAAUGACUUGGAG
This is a messenger RNA of Miniopterus natalensis, 1824 nucleotides long. NCBI's taxonomy places the organism in Eukaryota, Metazoa, Chordata, Mammalia, Chiroptera, Miniopteridae. The record is from RefSeq and is a predicted model, not a curated record.